AUCUGAGUGCUGUAACGAGCACACACGUUCAUGCUGUCUUCGCCGAUGUUUCUAUAGUGUAGUGCUUGUUGAUGUAUUUCAACCUUGAAACAUGUUACCCUGUUUAACGCGAUCGAGCAGUUCUUCAUAUUUUCGCCACGUUGUUAUUUCUGGAAUAGGUACUGUUUCGUCACAGAGUAAGAGCCAAGUGAGUCGGUUCCCAGGUGUUGUCUAUGGUAUCACAGCAAUUGAAGAAAGCUCCAGUGAAAGGUCGAAAUGUAAAGUCCUUGAUACUACUGUCGCAGAACUCUCCGAGACAUUUAGUUCCCUGUUAGUGGGCAAGAACGACAAGGCAGCACGAUUGCACAAACUGCCAUUAUAUUAUGGACAAGUUGAAAUGCCUACAAGCACCUUUGUAGCAACACGUGGGACUACUAAACUGCGCUGCUACGGAGAAACAUCACAAUUUAAGUAUGAAUGUCCGACAGCACCUAAGACAGUCGUGCCAAUAAUAUACACUGUGCCUGGCGCAGAGGUGACUGAGAAGGAGGUGCCUGGUGUUGCAACUGAGGAAAAGGUGGAGCCCGUUCGUUCGGACGUGUCACUAGAGAUGCCGCAGAGGCUGCCGGUGGAGGAGAUUAUCGCCAAGGGCAAGAUGCCGUGCGGGAUGAUAAAGAUUAGGCGUUCAAAAAUGAACAAGCAUAAACUGAAGAAGCUGAAGAAGAAGAUGCGAUUUGCCUACCGAAGGGUGAAGCAGAAGCGAAUAAAGAGAAAAGAGAAAGCCUUGCAGAAAGAACUAGCAUUGGUGCUACAUGGGGCAGAGGAGUUUGAUGCAGAGCAACAUGUGAAAUCCACACUGAACAAGUACAAUGAUGUCGUCUACUGGCAGAAUAACCCUGUGAAGGGGAAACGGUUGCGGAUGCCACCAGGCUUUCAAGUCAUACCUAAGCCUCCAGUGCAGUCGUACGAGUGAUGAAACGGUCAGCUCAUUUACAAGUGGGGUAUAAUUUGAAUUAAAUAUUUGUGAACUCGAGAAAAAAUAAAAAAAUGAAUUAAGUUGCUAUAAAUUAUUUUGUUUAUUGUAUUUUUGCAAAUGCAAGCUGUACUUACACCUGUUGUGUGGGCGUGCGUGUGCAUGCGUGUGUGCUGUAUCUAACACACGAACACUGCGUGAACAAAUUGAAACAGUUUUUUAAUAUUUCAUUCGAAUUUACAAUUUUUUAAUAAUGCUGCUCAACAAUAGUAAAACAUGCCUUACAUUUGUUGCCAGUUACUUCAUCUAUUACUAAUCAGAAAAUACUUUUUGUUCUAAUCCAAAGUAUUAAUUAAGAAUGUGACACUUUUGUAUUAUAUCUGCACUUAUCUGGAAUGAGUUGGAUUUUUUCCCGAGGUCAACUAGAUAUUAUUGCUACCUACAUUUUCGAUCACUGGCGACAAUGGUACCAAGUUCACUUCAUCUACACAGCAAUACCUCGUCACUCGGGCGCUAUUUUACCCCGUUAUUUGCCAUGCCUUCUUAAAGAAUUUCUCACUAAAAGACCUAACUGGCAGUUCACUUUC
Messenger RNA from Priapulus caudatus, 1539 nucleotides. RefSeq lists its product as uncharacterized. Bases 92 to 952 code for a protein of 286 amino acids. The record is from RefSeq and is a predicted model, not a curated record. The transcript is spliced from 4 exons. NCBI's taxonomy places the organism in Eukaryota, Metazoa, Priapulida, Priapulimorpha, Priapulimorphida, Priapulidae.